UUCGACAGCUGAAUACAAACAUCACACCGUUUCCAAUUCCUGCAUGAAGCACCUGUUUGUCGUAGGCAGCAGAGCCAGGACCUAUUUAGAUUCGGAACGUAAUCGAUGCACAGGUGAUAUGUCGCCGCCAUCGGAUAAUGUCAUCUUCGAUAAUCAGUGUUACGCGACCACGCCAAGUUCGUCGAAUGGAAACUCGGAUAUGGAACAACCGACUCACUGCAGUUCGCGUCGUUGCAAUGGUGGUCAGGCGUAUCAACAACAAAACAUGCAAUCUGUAUCAACACCUGGUAGUCCAACUAGUCGACUUCUUCUCGAAUAUGAGAUGCAUCUGAGAAACACUUUGGCCAAGGGUAUGGAUGCCGAAAGCUACAGUUUACGUACUUUUGAGGCCUUGCUAACGCAAAGCAUGGAAGAUUUAGAAUUUGCGAAAAAUAUACCGUUGAACAUUCAACGUACACCUCACGUUUCACGAAGACGUCCCGGUUCCAAUAAAUCGUCAACGUUACCACUAUCGUACCGUUAUUGCAAUGAAAGACAAAAUAGUAAGGAUAGGGACGGUUACUACAGCGAUCGUAAUGAAAUGAUUAGGGAGAAAAGAGACAGAGAAAUUGACCGAGAUCGUGGAUAUCUUAGUGAUUAUAAUUCUAGAUGUACCAGCUGCGUUGGAGAGUCUGCACGUGCACAAUGGUUUCGCCACUCUGAUGGAUGGCAGUCUGGUAGUUCGACACUUGGCUCUGGUGCUUCUAGUUCUAUGAAUCCAAGUUACGUGGGACAUAAACGAGAUUCUCCGUGGGAUUCCUUACCAUCGCUAAGACACGAGGGCAGUCUUAACGAUAGCGGAUAUAAAUCAAAUCGAACUGAUUCUUUAGAACAAAGAGGAACUUUUGAUAGACAAGACAGCGUGAGAUCGGAUUAUAUGUCCGAUCGGGAUGGCAGACUUGGGAUUGUUCAACAAGCUUCACUGGAGAGCACAGACUCGAGAAUUUGCUACUUGACGUCCUCAGAGAUGUCAGACGAUGAUAAAAUGUCGCUAACUACUGCCGUUAGCGAUGACGACGAUGGUGAAAGUGUCAUAAAUUCUCCAUAUCGAGGAAAACAGACUGGUACCGCUGCAGCUUCGUUCAAUUGCACGGGAGCAGUUCGAAAAGCUGGAUUUUUAAGCGUGAAAAAAUGGCUGUUACGAAAGAAGCAUCAAAUCGAGCUGGCGAGGAAGAGGGGUUGGAAAGGUUAUUGGGUUUGCUUAAAGGGAACUACCCUUCUCUUCUAUCCUUGUGAUUCGCAAGAAAGUAGAGCCAUGGAAGCAGCACCAAAACACUUGAUUAUAGUCGAUGGUGCAAUAAUGCAACCAAUUCCGGAACAUCCAAAACGGGAUUACAUAUUUUGCUUGAGCACCGCAUUCGGCGAUGCUUAUUUAUUCCAGGCACCAUGUCAAGUGGAACUCGAAAACUGGGUGAACAGCAUACAUUCAGCAUGUGCCGCUGCGUUUGCACGUCAUCGAGGUAAAACCGGAACCCUUCAUUUAUUGCAAGAAGAAAUAUUUCGCUUAGAGAAAGCGAUAGAAUCGGAUCAUAAACUAAAACACAUGGCGGAUCUUCAGCAGUCUGUUGUAUCCGAUGUAGAAACAAAACAGCAGAUUAAUAAUCAAAUUGUUCAAUGGGAAGAAAAUUUGGAGCGACUUCACUGCGAGCAAUUCCGACUAAGAUGCUAUAUGGCGAGUUUACAGAGUGGUGAAUUACCAAACCCAAAGAGUUUAUUGACGCACGUAUCUCGUGCUACGAAGCAAACAUUAAACAAAUUAGGAGUCUUUACCGUAUCGUCGUUUCAUGCUUUUAUAUGCGCACGAAGUCCUUCGUUGCUGAAUAAUCUACUAGCAGGACGAGGAGCUACCAAGAGAAGACCACCGUUACUAUCGAGAUCCAAUAGUGGAUCGAGUAGGAGAUCCCUUCAAAUAUCGUCUAGAGAUGAUGAGAAAACCGUGAAGGUGUAUGUGCCGGAAAAUCAGCUGGUAUCCGUCUUUGUGCGUGACGCUAUGACAGUAGAGGAAUUCCUUGCGAGUGCUUGCAACAGGAAAAACCUUAAUCCGAUGGAACAUUUCGUUCGUGUAAAGAAACGACGCGACAUGGAAGAUCAUAAUUAUUUCGUACCACAUAGAACGGAUAUGAUAGAGACUUAUUUGCACACUCAUGAGAUUGUUGAAGUUUGCGCGAAAAUCUUAUAUCAAGUAGAGCUACAGAGGAAUACUCUUGAACAAAUGUGGGGCUUUUCGGUGGAAGCAGAAUUAAUUGAGAAUUCUGAUCGGCAGGAUGAAUUGUGUUGUUAUGUUAGCAGGGUUGAAGAUAAGAGCGUC
This is a messenger RNA of Bombus pyrosoma, 2347 nucleotides long. Its product is annotated as protein still life, isoform SIF type 1-like. Gene Ontology annotation, molecular function: guanyl-nucleotide exchange factor activity. The annotation marks the transcript as partial. Gene Ontology annotation, cellular component: synapse; membrane. Gene Ontology annotation, biological process: activation of GTPase activity; small GTPase-mediated signal transduction; positive regulation of axonogenesis. The transcript is spliced from 12 exons. The record is from RefSeq and is a predicted model, not a curated record. NCBI's taxonomy places the organism in Eukaryota, Metazoa, Arthropoda, Insecta, Hymenoptera, Apidae.